Molecule: messenger RNA, 3622 nt
Organism: Nylanderia fulva
Lineage: Eukaryota; Metazoa; Arthropoda; Insecta; Hymenoptera; Formicidae
Source: RefSeq, a predicted model, not a curated record
GGAGAGGAGAGUCCGGACGAAGAAGAAGAAGUAGCAGAAGAGGAAGGUGUCGGUAGUCAGGGGAAGCAGAACCUGGCAGAAACAUACGAACCUCCAUCGCGACCGCAUCGUCGUCGCGUAUCCUCACCCUCGCACGCGCGCACGAAAAUACGACACGUCUGUUGAGAGAGCUCGAGCCUGACUCCUCGACAAACCAGUCAAGAACCCGAAAAACUUCGAGAGUAGACCGGGCGAGCGAACAGCUACAACCAUGGUUUACGAGAGCGAUUUCUACACGACUCGACGACCCUACUCGCGGCCAGUCGUCUCGUCCUACACCGUCACGUAUCGACCCAUCAUCAUACCGCUCUCCAGUAUCGUUCAGUUGAGGAGCGUUCCUCACUUGCCAUAUGUGGCACACAAGAGGCUCGUCACCAUAGUCCAUUCACCGGUCCAUCACCUGUACUACGCCGGCGCUAUGGUACCGAUAAGGGUGCGGGCGCGCGUGCGACCUAGCGUCCUUUCAGCCGAGCUCAACAGGAUACGCGAUCCAAGACCGUCCACUAAAUCCUACAUCGAGGAGUACCUAAAUUCCCGAGACAACAUCUUGUUUGAUGACGAGGCGAGGGAAAUUCGCGCGAGAGUGGAUUCCCUUCUUCGACGGGUCCAUGUGUUUGUGCCAAGGGCGGUAUCAAGCGAUUUUGCCGAGGAGAUCGUCCCAGAACGUAUGCGCAGCCACGACUAUGUUCGCCGAUUGCUCACCGGUCGCAACAACGCGAAGAAGGAAGUCGAACACCUGAGCUGGUACGAGGUGCCUGACCGGGGCGCCUUCGGCACCCUGGCAUGCGUCAAGUACGUCGCUGGCAAGCCACAGUCCGUCAGGAAGCCGUACGUCAAGGUCGCGGACUUAAGACCGUCCGACAUUCGCAACGACGUCAACUUCCUCAGCUACUACAGCAAGAAUCGUCAGGCGGCUGCGACUGCCUCACGCGCGUUAUGCAUCGAACCGAAGGCCCAGGAGCAGAAAAUAACUUCUGCUCCGGAACCGGUAGCAGAGAAGAAAUCAAAACCGAAAUCAGAGCCGAAGAAGGAACCGGAACCGACACGCGAACCAGAACCAGAGCCGAUAAAAGAACCCGAGCCCGUACCUGAACCCGCAAAAGAAUCGGAAUCAGUGGCGGAACCAGUCGUUGAACCUGCGAAACCGUCGAAACCGGUGAAGGGUAAAUCUGCGAAACCGACGAAAUCCGCGAAAGCAGCCGAGCCUAAACCAGAACCGAUAAAAGAACCAGAGCCCGAGCCUGUACAGGAGCCAGUAAAAGAACCAGAGCCAGUAAAAGAACCGGAGCCAGUAAAAGAACCGGAGCCAGUAAAAGACCCAGAGCCUGUUCCAGAACCAGAACCAGCUGCGAAACCCGAAGCGGAAACGGAAGCACCGGCGGAAUCAACGGAGGCUGUAAGUGACGAAACGAAGAAGGAAGAACUCGAUGAGGUGAAAAAGCAGAAAGAAGAUGCCAUAAAGAGGGCCGAGGAAUACCUUGCUAAAGCAGCUCGGGAAGCUCAAACGGAAGAGGAGAGGCGGAAAGCUGCGGAGGAAGAACGCGUGCAACUCGAAAUGGAAGAGAAGAAAGCGUGGGAGGCCCUGCAGCUUGCACAAGAACGGAAAGCCGAGCUUGGCGAGAUAUUGGAGACUGAACGACAGGAAGUUGAAAGGAAGGCGGAAGAGGCGAAGUUACAAGCGGAACACGAGGAAACGGAAAGAAUAGAGGAGAAUGAGAGAUUAAUCAACCAGGAAAAGCUGACGGCUCUGAUACAAGAGCAAGAACGAUUGAUAAUCGAAGAACAUCUCGAAGAUAUUCAGAAGCAGAAACAGGAGCAGGAAGAGACGGACGUCGCGCAGCUUCCAGCUAGCGAGCUUAAUGAUAUCAGCUGCGCCGAAGAUCCGGUGGAUCCUGUCGAGGUAACCGAUCAGGAAAGAGAGGAGAAACCCUGCGAUGUUACCACAGAUGACGAAACACGGAUUGAAGAGGAGAACGUUCCCGAAGAAGAGCACUUGGAGGUAACCGAAAGUCCGUUCGUCGAAGAGCCGGAAGGGGCUGAAAGCAAGUCGCAAACGGGACCGUUGGCGAUCGAAGAUGAACUGCAGAUCGAGGAGGUUACUUCCGGCGGCGAGGAAUUCGAAUGGGGUGAUCAGGACGCGUAAUUGGAGUCCGGCCGGUUCGGACCGAUUCGUCGAUGGACCACAUUUCUUUAUUGUCAUCAUUAAACGCUAGGAUUUAACGCGCCUUUGUCUAUCAUUUCAGCGAGUACACGUAUAUCAUUGAAGCAUCAUCAUGUACAUGUGCGAUCGACGACAUGAUGAAGAAAUCUGAAUUAAAUUUUUUGUAACAUCUAAUCUGAUCUCUUUUUAUUUUUAUUUUUUCAUUAAGUUCAUAUCUCAUGUUCCAUUAAUAUGCACACUUUGUCGUGAAUUUCAUUUCGCGUGAUGUGACGUUAAUCGAAUUAAAAUACAAUUCGCAUGGAUCGAUAUGAGAGUCUAAAACUGUAGGAUUUCUAAUGACUAUUUUCAACUAAUUUCAGAAGGACCGAUUGGAAACUUGUUUAUGGUCUCACGUCAUCUGCGCGUAUUUAUUUCAUUACUGAUCGUAUAUCUUCCACAUUAUCUCGUAUCAGAGAACGGCAACCCGUAGAUCGAGUCUGUCACGAGUAUCGAUUUCCGUUGGUUUGCCGACCAACCAGGUGGUAGGGCGAGGAUGAUUCGUUUAUAAUCUCGGAUAGUAAUCGAAUAGAAAUAUCGCGACAAAUUUUAGCCGUUCAUUCGCGCAGUCGAGCUGGCUUCGUCGUCGUCUAUUUUUAUAAUAACAGCUUUGAGUUUCAGCCAUGAAAUUGAUUUGACUGCGAUUGUCUGAACAAUCGAUUUGGAAGGACGAGGAUUCCGGAAAUAAUCGAGCGAGCACGUUGAUAAUAAUUAACGACUCGUGACUCUUCGUUGUUCAUAAAUAGCAAAGCCCACUUUAUCUCUAGUGUAUUAUAUUUAUUAUAAAAAUAUUUAAUAUGAAGGAAUGAUAAUAAUGUCACGAUAAAAUUAAUGGUAAAAUUCCAUAUUGAAUAAUCAAUAUGGAAUUCGCCCUGAAUUAACAUACGCAGAGCUGGAGAAGUUCAUCUUUUGCGCGAAGAGAAUUGUGAAGAAAAAAUUGCGGAGCACGGAAUAAAAUGGUUAUGCGAGGCCAAUUUUUUAAUUAGUUAAAUUAGACAUAAAUUAAUAUUUCAUAAGAUUUCCAUGCCACUGACACAAGAAUACAAAACUGAUGGAUACAGAUACAUUUUCAAUACAGUAAGCAAAAUAUACCUUUUAUUCCGAAAAACUCUUUGCUGUUUUCUGUCGUGAAAGAAUCUAACUUAGGAUUAUACGUACCUAAUUAAAAUUGCACAAUCUACUAGAAAUAAUCGACACCGUUGUGUGCUGUGUAUAUCAAAAGAAUAAAACACUUGAAUAAGAACUUAAUAAGUAAUGACUUUAUCAAUAUUUAAUUUAUGUUGCUAUAUUUAAUGCGCACUAGUAAAUACAACGUAGCACGCAAUGUAUAAUCACGCAAUGCCUAUUUUCUUUACGAUUAAAGACAAUAAAGAUUGUAAACGUUAA